UUUUUCCGGGUGGAAUUGCAGAAGAUUCCGUGUACAUGGAGAAGACGAGCGACCUCAACGAGUACGUCCUGAACGAGAGCGGCCGAAUCUUCUACGGCACCGAGGACCAGAUCGUCGACAGAUCCUGGAAUUAUGGCCAGGUCCGACCCAGAAAUCCCAAAAACCAGCUGGGAACUGGGAGGGACUGGUUUAUACUGGGAGGGACUGGGAGGAAACUGGAACAAACUCCCCAUUCAUUUUUCCAGGUGAAUUCCCUGGACGACAGCGGGGUGCUGGUGGGGAACUGGACGGGCGAUUACUCGCAGGGCACGAACCCCUCGGCCUGGGCGGGGUCCGUGGGGAUCCUGCGGCGAUUCCUGAGCUCCGGGGCGCCCGUCAGAUACGGCCAGUGCUGGGUGUUCGCGGGGGUCGUCACCACUGUCCUGCGCUGCCUGGGGCUCCCCACCCGCACGGUGACCAAUUACAACUCCGCCCACGACACCGACACCUCGCUCACCACCGACAUCUACCUGGACGAGAGCAUGCGGCCGCUCGAGCGCCUCAACACCGACUCCGUCUGGAAUUUCCACGUGUGGAACGAUUGCUGGAUGAAGCGGCCGGACCUGCCCGAGGGCUACGAUGGGUGGCAGGUGGUGGACGCCACCCCCCAGGAGACCAGCAGCGGGCUGUUCUGCUGCGGUCCAUGCUCAGUGAAGGCGGUGAAGAACGGAGAGGUUUUCCUCAAGUACGACACGCCCUUCGUUUUCGCUGAGGUGAACAGCGACAAGGUGUACUGGCAGCGGCAGGCGCACGGCGGCUUCGCUGUGGUGCACGUGGAGGAAGGCGCCAUCGGCCGCAGGAUCAGCACGCUGGCGGCGGGGUCAGCGGCCAGAGUGGACAUCACUGACCAGUACAAGCACCCCGAGGGUGAGGAUGGACAGGGGGGCACCCAUGGGGCUGUCACCAUUGUCACCCAUGGCUGUCCUGUCACUGUCACCCAUGGGUGUCACCCUUUCCCAGAGGACACGGUGACAAUGACGGUGACAUACGCCGAGUACCAGCCGCACGUGGGUGACCAGGACGCGCUGAAGUUGACGGCGGCCGGGACGGUGCAGGAGACCGGGCAGGUUUUGGCCAAGGAGCUGCGGGUGCGGCUGCACACCCCGGAGCUCACCCUGACGGUACGAGAGACGGGGGGUUUGGGGUGAUGGGAGGGGUCCCCG
This is a messenger RNA of Malurus melanocephalus (red-backed fairy wren), 1202 nucleotides long. Its product is annotated as protein-glutamine gamma-glutamyltransferase K-like. The transcript is spliced from 7 exons. Gene Ontology annotation, molecular function: protein-glutamine gamma-glutamyltransferase activity. The record is from RefSeq and is a predicted model, not a curated record. Bases 36 to 1187 code for a protein of 383 amino acids. Lineage: Eukaryota; Metazoa; Chordata; Aves; Passeriformes; Maluridae. Gene Ontology annotation, biological process: peptide cross-linking.